AUGAAGGAAUACUUGUCUACAAGUUUUAGAUCUUCUGGUUCUCACAUGCCCAUGUUCUCCGACAAUGAAGACAUAUUUGCAACAACAGGAAAUACAUCGGUUAUCAAUGAAUAUGAACAGACCUCAUUCCAACUGGAAGACUAUUUCAAUGAUCCCCUGUUCAUUAAGCAAGAUUGCAAUGAUAUUGUAAGCACAAGUGGGGGGAACAGUUUGCAUCAAAGAAAUUCAGGUGGAUUUGCUAAUGUCAGUCUUGACUUUACCCAACAACAAUUGCCUAAUUCCCAGCAAAGAGCACAAUAUCAACAGCAGCAUCAACGAAGUCAUCUGUACUCGCAAAACCGCCGGGCUAGAGGUAAUUCAAGAGCGCCUCCACCUUUGAGGCCACCGCCUUCAAACCCACCUCCAUUAGCACCUCAAAUGUCUGGUCAUCCACCAAAUCAACCACCUCCACCACCACCUCAGUCGCAUGCUGUGGCACCUUCUCUACAUCCACAUGGCUCCAACCAUCGUCAAGCAAUGAUUUUCAAGGAACCAAUACAUUUUGACGUGCCAGAAUACAUGGCAGAAGUUAACAGUGAAUAUUCUGGAAUGAAUGAAAGUAAUGCUGCUGAUACUUCCCACAGUCUUCACCAUCAGCAACUGUUUGACGAUUUUGAUAGACAGUUUGAUGAACUAGAUCAGCAGAAUCAAAGUGGUUCGUUGAUGUCUCCUAUUGGAGGUAAUGAGCAGCAGUAUAUUACACCCAGACACUCUUAUGAUUUGUCUUUAUCGUCGGCAUGCUCCGUAGGUGUGUUCCCUCCGCAACCCCAAUUUGCACCUUCUUCUGGUCACAACUCAAUGCUUCAAGAAUCACCAAUCUUGCAAUCACCCAUGAAUUUCCCAUCUCAGAACUGGCUGGCUCAUUCACUGGCAAAUUACCAUCAUCAGAGAAACAGCAGUUUAUUCAGUCAUCAUAGGCAUAGCAGUCUGUUGAGUAAUGGAAAUUACUCCCAUAGUUCAAUUAUGUCGCAACCAGUGGGUCCUCCUUCUCUGCAACAUAAGCAACAUCAACAUCAGCCUCAGCAUCAAGUCCCAACUGCAAAGAAGGAAAAGAGAAACUCACAGAACAACCAAAACCAAAACCAAAACCAAAAUCAGUAUCACUUUAUUAAUUAUGAAGCAGCAACAAUUGGGCUUGGACUUGGUCUCCAACUGCUGUCUAAUUCAUCUUCCAAGCAUCUAUCAAGCUCAAAAGCUCAAACACCCUCCAGAGGUCAACCGGCUGUUAAAGGACCAUUUAUUGUAAACACUCCUACUUCAUUACAAAAGCAGCAAGAGCUCCAAGAGAAAGUUGAAAAUCCAAGGCAUAGUGGUGUCCCUCAAGUUGCGGAACAGAGUACACCUUUGGAAAGUCGUAACCCUGUUAUCAACAAGGCCAUUGAUAAAGUUGAAAGCAAGACCAGCUCUCUUGAUACGCAAGCGUUUGAGGAUAUGUUGAGUUCUUUGAUCCGGGUUCCUCUUAUUAAACGGGAGCAUUCUCCUAUGGAAGAGGAGAUCACUGCUGAUGACUUCUUUAAGGCAUUGGAACUAGAUGAUCAAGAUUUCUUUGCAAUAGAGACGUCUAGUUCGUCUAAUCUAACUUCCAACUCGUCAACCUUGACAUUGGCACAACAACAACAGCAAAGUUCCCAAACCCCUCCUCUACUGUCUAUUCAUCAAUUACAUCAACAAAACCAAACGGCCACCCAACUCCAGUUUAUACCUCUUCCACCUUCAAUGCCUUCGCUGUCACUGCAACCAUCAACCACGCCAACUCAUCACAAAUCACAGUACACGUUUAUGACUAAAUUGCAACUGGAUGGGUUCACACCACCUGGAUCAAACAAAAUGUUGAGGACCAAAAAGUCUAUGCCCAUAUUAUCAAGCUCCACGUCAGUUAGUGGUUCCAUUAACAAGAAGUCACUUAAGAAGUCACAAUCAUAUUCCAAGCUUUUAAAUAAGAGACAUAGCUCUACAUCUGUGUCGCCUUCUACAUCGGCAGGACCCAUAUCAGAGUUAAGUGCACCUCCUGGUACUGCUGGAAGUAUGAACCAACAACAUUUGACUAAUAAGGGAAGCUUUUCUCUUAAUGAAUGUUCGUCAUCGUUUUCCGUUAGAUCUUCUAAUAUCAUUUUGGAGAACUAUCAUGGAAAUUCCCAUACAAGUGAUAACGACUCUCUCGCAUCAACUUUGGCCCAACCCCCACUGCAUCAUAACAGAAAAUCAUCACUAUCUUCAGUUGGUUCAUCAGGAACAGAGUAUCCGUUUGUUAUGACAGGACCUCCUCUUCCCAAGGAGUCCACCCACAAACCUUCGCCAAUCAACACUCCACCCAAACAUCUCAAGAACAUGGAGUCUGGCAUCUUUUCCUUCCAAGUGCAGCUCAAUAAAUGA
Lizanozyma spartinae is the source of this 2412-nucleotide messenger RNA. RefSeq lists its product as uncharacterized. Lineage: Eukaryota; Fungi; Ascomycota; Pichiomycetes; Serinales; Debaryomycetaceae. Bases 1 to 2412 code for a protein of 803 amino acids. The record is from RefSeq and is a predicted model, not a curated record. The transcript is spliced from 2 exons.